This is a messenger RNA of Cylicocyclus nassatus, 2237 nucleotides long. The record is from the annotation of a GenBank genome assembly. NCBI's taxonomy places the organism in Eukaryota, Metazoa, Nematoda, Chromadorea, Rhabditida, Strongylidae.
AGCCAGGUGAAAAUGACCGUCGGAGGACCACUGAUUACUCUUUCUAACGGCACUAAAAUGCCCCAAGUUGGAUUGGGCACUUGGCAGUCCUCUCCCGAGGAGGUAAAGGGAGCAGUGAAGUAUGCUAUCAAUACCGGAUACAGACUGAUCGACACAGCUGCAAUAUACGAAAACGAGGAAGCCAUUGGAGAAGCAAUUCAGGAACUGAUCAAGGAGAAAAAGAUCAAGCGUGAAGAUCUCUUCAUCACAACAAAGCUAUGGGUAACUCACCUACAUCCAGACGACACCGAGAGUGCAAUCCGUGAAUCUUUGAAAAAAUUGAAACUCGACUAUGUUGAUCUCUACAUAUUCCACAUGCCUACCUGCUUCAACCAUGACAUGACGCAACAGAAUCGCUCAGUAACCGUGACCGAUGUGUGGAAAGGCCUCGAGGGUGUUUACAAGAAAAAAUUGACUAAAGCCAUUGGUGUUUCUAACUGCAGCGGAGAGCAGAUCGAGCGCAUCAUGAAAGUAGCUGAAGUACCCAUCCAUGUUGCGCAGGUGGAGCUGCACCUGUACUGGCCUCAACACGAAUUUCAAGAAAUUUGCAAGAAACACAAAAUAGCUAUAACAUCUUACGCUACUAUGGGAUCACCAGGACGUUCGGCUUUUUCUCUCAAAAGCGGCGCAAAACUGGAAUGGGCUCCAGCGCCAAAAGACAUGGAUGAUGAAAAAGUGAAGAAAUUGGCUGCAAAGUAUAAGAAAACUCCUGCUCAGAUUCUCUUGCGCUACGCUAUGGAUCGCAACAUUGCAAUCAUACCAAAAUCAGUGAAGAUUGCCAGAAUCAAGGAGAACUUUGAUGUCUUUGACUUUUCACUGAAGCCAGAUGAAAUAAAAGACAUGGAAACAGGAGCGCAUCGUCAAAGACUUUUCUGGCACGAAUUCAUGGAAGGACAUCCCGAAGACGCUUUCGCCGCGGAAAGGAAAAAAGACCAGGUGAAAAUGACUGUCGGAGGACCAACGAUUACUCUUUCUAAUGGCACUAAAAUGCCUCAAGUUGGAUUGGGCACUUGGCAGUCUUCUCCCGAGGAGGUAAAGGGAGCAGUAAAGUAUGCUAUAAACACCGGAUACAGACUGAUCGACACAGCUGCAAUAUACGAAAACGAGGAUGCGAUUGGAGAAGCAAUUCAGGAACUUGUCAAGGAGAAAAAGAUCAAGCGUGAAGAUCUCUUCAUUACAACAAAGCUAUGGGUGACUCAUCUACAUCCCGACGAUACCGAAGGUGCAAUCCGUGAAUCUUUGAAGAAGUUAAAGCUUGACUAUGUUAAUCUCUACAUAUUUCACAUGCCUACAUGCUUCAACCAUGACAUGACAGAACAGAAUCGCUCUGUAAGCGUCACCGAUGUGUGGAAAGGCCUCGAGGGUGUCUACAAGAAAAAAUUGACUAAGGCUAUUGGUGUUUCUAACUGCAGUGGAGAGCAAAUCGAGCGCAUCAUGAAAGUAGCUGAAGUACCCAUCCAUGUCGCGCAGGUCGAGCUUCACUUAUACUGGCCUCAACACGAAUUCCAAGAAGUUUGUAAAAAACACAACAUAGCUAUAACUUCCUACGCAACCAUGGGAUCACCGGGACGUUUUGCAUUUGGUCUGAAAAGCGGAGCAAAGAUGGAAUGGGCUCCAGCACCAAGUGAUAUGGAUGAUGCAAAAGUGAAAAAGUUGGCUGCAAAGUAUAAGAAGACUCCUGCUCAGAUUCUUUUGCGUUACGCUAUGGAUCGCAACAUUGCAAUCAUACCAAAAUCAGUGAAGAAUGCAAGAAUCAAGGAGAAUUUUGAUGUCUUUGACUUCUCAUUGAAGCCAGAUGAAAUAAAAGACAUGGAAACAGGAGCGCAUCGUCAAAGACUUUUCUGGCACGAAUUCAUGGAAGGACAUCCCGAAGACGCUUUCGCCGCGGAAAGGAAAAAGCAGUGAGCGAAAUGAAAAUGCAGCAACAGACUUUCUUUCAUAAAGCAGCAUUUGGAAUUUUGUUUCUGAAAAUCUGCUUUUUCCAUGGUUUUGAAAUUUUAUUGGAAUUAGUCGAGGCUGCAUGUUGUAAGUCUGCAAAGGCCAAUAGUUUGUGCAAAAUCUGGCUUUCAAAUUUUUUUGGUUUCAUGAAUUGAUUUUUACCGUUAGUAUGGAUGUGCACAUUUGUUAUGAUUUACAUCAGUUAGUAAAUGAUGCCACUCCUUUCUCCUCUGACUUUGUAGUCACAUGAAUUUAAAGAA